Messenger RNA from Apodemus sylvaticus (European woodmouse), 4506 nucleotides. RefSeq names its product EvC ciliary complex subunit 2 (gene Evc2). The record is from RefSeq and is a predicted model, not a curated record. NCBI's taxonomy places the organism in Eukaryota, Metazoa, Chordata, Mammalia, Rodentia, Muridae. The transcript is spliced from 20 exons. Bases 52 to 3705 code for a protein of 1217 amino acids. Gene Ontology annotation, biological process: smoothened signaling pathway. Gene Ontology annotation, cellular component: ciliary membrane; plasma membrane protein complex.
UCCGGAAGCUCCGCGACUCUGCGGGGCCUGUGUGGGGUCUGCUGCCACCAGAUGGGGGCGACGGGUCCCACGGGCGCUGGGGGGCGAGCCACGUGGGUGCUGGCUGGGAAUAUCCUGGCCGUGGCCCUGGUACUGGGCGCGGGUCCGCAUGCGCUUCCACCCUCCUUCCCUGCCCUGGGCCCAGGGUCGCCAUCCCGGCCCGGCCCAGCAGGACCCCGGGCAAGCUCGCAGUACAGCGAUAUUUCAAGAGAAGCCCAAGGCCCCUCUGAGAAUGGAGUGAUAUUUCAAAAAUGCUCGCUGGUGUCUGGGCAGAGCGAAUCGCAGACCAUGCAUGUGCAGUUGUCAGUGAACAACACCAGGACUCCCACCUCAGCCAACCUUUUGGACCUGCUUGUGCUGGAUGAGAUCACUGGCCUCACUGUGAAGGAGUCUCCUGGAAAUAAGACUCAGGAUGGAAUCCAGACUUUCAGAAAGAGCUUUCUGCAAGUGGGAGAAUGCUACUCUGUCAGCUACAUGGCCUCGCUGGACCCCACAACCCUUGGGACUGGAUCGAGCCUGGACCUUCCUGCCCGGCUCAUCUUUCAGAGUUCCUCACAGAACAGAACCCAGCUAAAAGCCCACUUUACCAUCACAGUAGAAGAAAAGAUAAUGGUUCUGCCUAACCAUGGUCUCCACGCAGCGAGCUUCAUCGCAGCCUUCCUCAUCUCCCUCCUCCUGACCCUGGCAGCCCUGUUCUGCCUGUCACGGGGUCAGUGUCUGCAGGGAAGCAUGCUGUCCAGAUGCCGGGUCCAACAUCCUGAGAACAAGCUGGAACCCUCGCCCUUCACCUCUGCUAAUGGUGUGAGCCAGGACCUUUCUCUCAAUGACCAAGUGGUUGACAUCCUGACUUCUGAGGAACCUGGGAACAUGCUUCAAGCUCUAGAAGAGUUGGAGAUUGCGACCCUGAAUCAGGCAGAUGCAGAUCUGGAGGCUUGUCGAAACCAGAUUAGUAAGGACAUCAUUGCCCUGCUGAUGAAGAAUCUGAUCAGUGGCGGUCACCUCUCGCCACAAACAGAAAGGAAGAUGGCUGCUGCUUUCAAAAAGCAGUUUCUGCUGCUGGAGAAUGAAAUACAGGAGGAGUAUGAGCGGAAGAUGUUGGCACUGACGGCAGAGUGUGACCUAGAGAUGAGGAAGAAGACAGAAAACCAGUACCAGAGGGAGAUGGUGGCCAUGGAGGAAGCAGAAGAGGUGUUGAAGAGAGCUAGUGAGAGGUCUGCUGCAGAGUGCAGCAGCCUUUUGCGGACCCUCCAUGGGCUGGAGCAGGAGGACAUGCAGAGGUCCCUCGCUUUGCACCAAGCAGAGGACUUUGCCCAAGCACACAGGCAGCUGGUUGUUUUCCAGAGAAAUGAAUUACACAGCAUCGUCUAUACCCAGAUACAGAAUGCUGUCACCAAAGGAGAACUGAGGCCUGAGGUGGCUAAAAUGCUGCUGCAAGACUAUUCUAAAACACAGGAGAGUGUGGAAGAGCUGAUGGACUUCUUCCAGGCCACCAAGCGCUACCAUCUCAGCAAGAGGUUUGGCCACAGAGAGUACCUGGUGCAGAGGCUGCAGGCCAUGGAGACCCGCGUGCAAGGGCUGCUGAGCACCGCAGCUACGCAGCUAACAAGCCUCAUCCAUAAACAUGAGAGGGCUGGCUACUUGGAUGAAGAUCAGAUGGAAAUGCUAUUGGAGCGUGCACAGACAGAAACCUUUUCUAUAAAACAGAAGCUGGACAAUGACUUAAGGCAGGAAAAGAAAAGGCUCCACCAAAAAUUAAUAACCAAGAGACGGCGAGAGCUUCUGCAGAAGCACAAGGAGCAGCAGAAGGAGCAGGUGUCCCUUGGCGAGGCCUCCAGCACCGCGGAGGAUGCAGUCCAGUACCUGCACCAGUGGAGGAGUGUGAUGGCCGAGCACACCGCUGCCCUGGAGGAGCUGCAGGAGCGUCUGGACCAGGCUGCUCUGGACGACCUCCGGGUCCUGACCGUGUCACUCUCCGAGAAAGCCACGGAGGAGCUGAGGCGCCUGCAGAGCACCACCAUGACUCAGGAGCUGCUGAAACGCAGUGCUCCCUGGCUCUUCCUGCAGCAGAUCCUAGAGGAGCAUAGUCGGGAGUCUGCGUCCCGUACGGCGCAGCUGGAGGCAGAAGAGAGAGAGCGUGGCCAGGAGCUGGUGCAGGGCGUGAGGCAGAGACUGCAGCAGGAUGCACCGGAGGCCUGCACGGAAGAGCAGGCGGAGCUGAGGCAUUGGGAGCACUUGGUGUUCACGAAGCUCUGCUGUGCGGCCAUCUCCCUGUCUGAAGAAGACCUGCUCCGGGUGAGGCAGGAGGCACAGGGCUGCUUCACCCAGCUGGACCGGAGCUUGGCCCUCCCCAGAGUCCGUGCACGAGUGUUGCAGCAGCAGAUGCAGAUGGCCUGGCGGGAAGCAGAGUUUCGGAAAAUGGACCAGGCCCUGGCUGCGCCUGAGCUGCAGUCCAAGGCAAGAAAGCUGCGUCCCAAGGGCAGAGGCAAGGCAGACCUUCUGAAGAAGAACCUGGAGGAUAAGCUCCGCCUGUUCGAGGAGCGGGCCCCUGUAGACCUGGCUGAGCAGGUGCGAGGGGAAUUGCUCCAGGAGAGAGUUCAGAAGCUGGAGGCCCAGGAGGCGCACUUUGCUGAGUCACUUGUGGCUCUGCAGUUCCACAAGGUGGCCCGGGCUGCUGAGACCCUCUCGGUCUACACCGCCCUGCUCAGCAUCCAAGACCUGCUCCUGGGGGAGCUGAGUGAGUCGGAAACGCUGACCAAGUCAGCCUGUGUGCAGAUCCUGGAGUCGCACAGGCCGGAGCUGCAGGAGCUGGAGAGGAAGCUGGAGGACCGGCUGGGGCAGCAGGAAGAGGCUGAGCAGCAGCGGGCCCUGGAGAGCAGGCAGCAGUGGGCAGCUGAGGGACCUGCGCUGGGUGAGCCUGAACAGGUGGAUCCUGAAAGGCAGGUCUCCGCGGUCCUGCGGCAGGCCCUGAACAAGGGCCAGAAGCUACUGGAACAGCAUCAGCAGAGGGCGAGGGAGGAGUGGCAGAAUGGUGCGGUGCUGGAAGAUUCUCUGGAAAGCAUGGAGGCUGACACCAUGGCCAGCCUCUGCAGCCAGGGACUGAGGCUGGUGUCAUACCUCUCGAGGAUGACAAUGGUACCCGGGAACACACUACUGCGACUCCUGAGUGUGGUGCUCCCAGCAGCUUCGCAGCCUCAGCUACUGGCCCUGCUGGACGCAGUCAGUGAGAAGCACUCUGACCACACAGCAGAGAAUGAGAGCGGUGAGCAGGCGGCGCAGGCAGAGCAGGGCAGGAGGAGGAAACACCAGGGCUGGUGGAAAUCUUUGGACAGCAGGUUUAGAGCAGAUCUGGUGAGUCAAGGCCUGGAGAGGCUGCUCUGGGCCCGCCGGAAGAAAGAGAGCAUAUUGAAGAAGAUACAUGUUCCCAUCCAGGAGAGGGUGAUGUUCCCUGGGAAAGGAAGCUGGCCGCACCUGUCCCUAGAGCCCAUUGGAGAACUGGCUCCUAUCCCCAUCACUGGGGCAGACGCUAUGGACAUAUUAAACACGGGAGAAAAGAUCUUUGUAUUUAGAAGCCCAAAGGAGCCUGAGAUCUCCUUGCGUGUUCCUCCCAGGAGGAAAAAGAAUUUCCUGAAUGCUAAGAAGGCCAGCAGGGCCUUGGGCUUGGACUGACCCAGGGGGAAGCACCAGGGGGCAGCUUUCCUUUGGCCCUCGUGGGUUGGUCUGUCUGUCUGUCUGUCUGUAUCAUACAGCUUGCAGUGUACACAUGCUUGCAGCAUAGACACAGUGCUACAUAAAGUGGCUCUCCAGUGCUCAGGACACAGAACACAGACAUAACUUCCUUCUAAGUCCAUAUUAUCAAGAUCUAGAGGGGACCUGCCUCACCCCAACUUCCUCACACAGACCACUGCCUGUUGCUGGAAUAGGUGCUGUACUGACUGCUUUUGUGUGUCAACUUGAAACAGGCUGGAGUUAUCACAGAGAAAGGAGUUUCAAUUGGGGAAGUGUGUCCAUGAGAUGCAACUGUGGGACAUUUUCUCAAUUAGUGAUCAAAGGGGAAGGGCCCCUUGUGGGUGGUACUACCUCUGGGCUUGUAUUCUUGGGUUCUAUAAAAGAGCAGGCUGAGCAAGCCAGGGGAAGCAAGCCAGUAAGAAACAUCCCUCCAUGGCCUCUGCAUCAGCUCCUGCUUCCUGAUCUGCUUGAGUUCCAGUCCUGACCUCCUUAGGUGAUCAACAGCAAUGUGGAAGGUGUAAGUUGAAUAAACCCUUUCCUCCCCAAUUUGUUUCUUGGUCAUGAUUUUUGUGCAGGAAUAGAAACCCUGACUAAGACAGGUGCCCACCCAGUUUAUUUGAGGAAGGUGAGCUCUCUAUUCAUACAAUGUGUGUUACAUGCCCUGUUUUUCUAUAAAGGGAACUUUAAAAAUUGGCAUAUAAUUGUGGACCUCAUUUUUGCUUUAUGUAGGGGUCAUUUGUG